AUGGAGAGAGACAGUGAAAGCAACGAAUAUGGCAGGCCUCGUCGAUACGAGAAUGAGGAUACUACACCGACCAGCGACCGCGAGCUAAAGGGUUGGUACUCAUAUGGUCUGGCUGCCGAGAUCUUCGCUGUAGCUGGUGUUGGUUCAUUUCUUCCAGUAACUCUAGAGCAGCUUGCGAAAGAACGAGGUGUUCUGCGAUCUGACCAUGUCACUCCCUGCGUGAAACCAAAGUCCGCUGUGGCUGAGACCUCACACUUACUCUUGCGAGCUGCUACCCGUGCUACCAACGACAAGAACGAGAGCCAAUGUGUUGUCCAACCCUUUGGAAAAGACAUCUCAACAGCCUCAUUCGCCAUGUAUACCUUUUCGAUUGCUGUCCUUGUACAAGCAAUUGUACUGAUAUCCUUCAGUUCUGUCGCUGAUCAUGGAUCAUAUCGUAAAAAGCUCCUGCUGGCAUUUGGAUGCAUUGGCUCUGUCUCGAGUAUGCUUUUUAUUGUUGUGUCUCCAAGCAUAUACCUCGUGGGCCCAGUCCUAGUUAUCCUGGGAGUUGCAUCGCUCGGCUCUUCAUUCGUGCUGUUGAACUCCUUUCUUCCGCUGUUGGCUAGCAACCAUCCAUCAGUUGUCUCUGCAGAGGAACAAGCAGGUUCCCUUUCGGCAAGUGUUGAUAUGGUCGAACCUGAUGGCACUUACUCACCAGCACCCGACGGACAGCAAUCUGGUAAGCAGACUUCACCAGCACUGGCUCUUUCCAACAAGAUUUCGGCCAAAGGUGUUGGACUUGGCUAUACUGCUGCAGUAUUGGUACAAGUCUGCAGCAUUGGACUGCUCUUCGGUCUGGGAAAGGCGAACUUCUCUUCACAAUCGAUUCCUCUGAGGAUAAUCUUGCUCUUUGUCGGAGUGUGCUGGGCUGUUGGUUCCAUUCCCGGUGCUCUCUGGCUUCGUGAUCGACCCGGACCUCCCCUCAAGAGUCUCAAUAACCGACAUGGCAAAUUAGGUCAAAUUUUCGCAUACUUCGUCUUCGCAUGGUCCUCGGUGUGGAGAACUGUCAAACAAGCAGUCAAGCUACGUCAGACUGUCAUUUUCUUGAUCGCGUGGUUCUUACUAUCGGACUCUAUUGCCACUGUGUCAGGCACGGCUAUUCUGUUCGCCAGAACUGAGCUGAAGAUGAGCACUGUCCAAAUAGCUAUUCUGUCAAUCACAGCCACAUCGUCUGGUAUUGCUGGAGCUUUCACAUGGCCAAUCAUCUCACGCCGUUUUCAACUGCACACACAACAGACCAUUAUAGGAUGCGUUCUGCUGAUGGAGAUUAUCCCAAUCUACGGCCUCAUCGGCUAUCUUCCCUUUGUCCAAUCUUGGGGCGUGGGAGGUCUGCAACAAGCUUGGGAGAUAUAUCCCUUAGGCGUGGCACACGGUUUUGUCAUGGGUGGUCUAUCCUCGUACUGUCGCUCCUUUUACGGUCUCAUCAUCCCUCCAGGUAGCGAAGCGGCCUUCUAUGCUCUAUAUGCUGUCACCGACAAGGGCAGUUCGGCCAUUGGACCAGCUAUUGUGGGCUGGAUUGUCGAUGUUGCUGGCACAAUUCGACCUGCAUUCGCAUUCUUGGCUGUGUUGAUCGCGCUGCCGAUUCCUCUCAUCUACAUGAUCGAUACUGAGAAGGGUCGGGCUGAUGCGCUGGCUAUGGCUGGUCUGAGAGGCAAGUCUACGGAUUAUGAUAAUGAUGCUAGAGAGCUUGGCGGCGAUGAAGAAGAUGCCGAGCCGUUCCUGGCACAGCAUGAACGCCUCGAUUAA
This is a messenger RNA of Aureobasidium melanogenum CBS 110374, 1785 nucleotides long. RefSeq names its product MFS general substrate transporter. The transcript has 3 exons. The coding region runs from base 1 to 1785 and encodes 594 amino acids. The record is from RefSeq and is a predicted model, not a curated record. Gene Ontology annotation, biological process: amino acid transmembrane export from vacuole. Lineage: Eukaryota; Fungi; Ascomycota; Dothideomycetes; Dothideales; Saccotheciaceae.